AUGGAUGCGCAAGGUUAUGAUGAAAGUCGCUUCAUUGGUCCAGUUAGACGAGAAUUAUUUUGCAUUAUUUGUCGUGAUGUGGUAAACGAUCCACGAUGUUGCCAGCAUCAAGAACACUUAUAUUGUUUAGCUUGUAUUACACGUUAUCUUCUAAACCCUCAAACUCAAGAAUGCCCAGCAUGCAGAGAAAAUCUGACUCCAGAAACCUUGAAACAUCCCGGACGGUUUUUCAUGAUCUGCUUGUCAGAACUGAAAAUUAAGUGUGAUUACAUUGACCGAGGCUGUCCAGAUCACAUCCAGCUUGGAAAUCUACAACACCAUGUUGGCAAUUGUGGAUUUGCUCCGGUCAAGUGUGAAAAAUGCGACAUGCAGACAAACAGAAAAGAUAAAGACAACCACGACAAAAGUUUCUGCCAGCUUGGAGGCGCCAAAUGUCAGGAUUGUGGAAAUAUCAAAGCAACUCAAGAUGAUAUGAAAGCAGAACUUUGUCAAGUGAAAGCAAGACAGGGUGAAAUGAAGGGAAAUCAAGACGAAAUGAAAGGAAAUCAAGAUGAAAUGAAAGAAAAUCAAGAUGAUAUAAAAAAAAAUCAAGAUGAAAUGAAAGGAAAUCAAGAUGAAAUGAAAGAAAAUCAAGAUGUUAUGAAGCAACAACUUAAUGAAAUUAUGAACGCUCAAGAGGAAUACCAAGUAUCUAUAAAUCGACAAUUAAACAAAAGGAAACACGAUCAAAUGGAGGUGAGACAGGAUUGUUUUUGUCCUUUUUGGCUUUGCUUGGCAAUUAAUAUUGUUGUUUUGUAGAUCUUCUUUUUUCUCAUGCCAGGGUGUCCACUUACACUUUCUGCGUUAAUUACAGGGUUUCCAAAAAAUAUAGAGUAAGAGGUUUCCCAAAAGAAGUAGGCAAUUUUUCUUCUGGUAGUCAUAUAUUUUAAGGGGGAACCAUUACUAUUCAUAUAUUUUGAGUGAGAGCCAUUACUAUUCAUAUAUUUUGAGGGAGGGUCAAUGUCACCGAAAGUAAGAUUUACUUAUAAAUUAAACUUGUGGUAUAGUGUUAACCAUUGCCUUGUACUUUUCUUUAGCAGUAAAGUGUCUUACUGAAAUUACGUUAUCGCAUAAAUCUUGAUAAUUUUCUGGGGCAGAUAGUGUACAAGUGUAGAUAAAGUUUCGUCGUCGUCAUGUGGGGAAAGGGAGUUCAAACCUUUCAGAAGCCCCACACGUUCACAAAUAAAAAUACAAUAAACGAUCAGUCGAUCACACGUGGGCCACCGUUUUCACGACAUACGUUAAUUACACUUUAUUGUAUUUGUGGGGUUGAAGUGCUCCCAAAGGUCACCUUCAUGCCCAUAGACUCAUUCAAUGUAAAUAUAAUCGGCCGAGUUAUAGGAACUGUCCAAGGGACCCUUACCCCUUGGUUCAGGUUAAUAAGGUCAGAGGGGGUCGCUACCCUUCUGGCAAGUGCUCUGGGGACCCUUACCCUCAGGGCAGCCCUAGGGACCAUUACCCCUAGGGUAUCAGAGCGGGCCUUAUAUAUACCCCGCAGGAUGAAAUAUAAGGCCAUAAAGAGUCUAUUGGGUUAAAUAUACAUAUAAUGUGACACUUAUUGUAACAGGAGUACUUCACCCCCAUAACCCAUUCUCCCACACAAAAGCUGUAUGUGUCUAUUCUUAAUUCUUAGCUCAGUUAGCUGGCAGGAGAGCAAUUGUUCCAUUAACGUUAAUUAACAGCUUUAAUCCUUUAUACAAUUUCCGUAUAGGCCCGGGUAAAAUGUUUGGAAUUAUAAACAGAAAACGUUUCUUUUACACAAAUUUAACAAAUGAUAAAAGUCAUACAAAAUUGACAUUUUGCUGAAUAAUAUGUGAGAUUACUUAGAGUAAAUCUUCUGAUUGAAUUACACAGUUACGUCACAAGUUUUAUGUUUUUCAUAUCACUGCGUUGUGAUAUUAAUUCUUUCUGGUCUGGAGUCCGAUAACUCCGUGUCUCAUGUCAUAUACAACGUUUAUAUAAAAUAAAAGUGAUAAUAUACGAAUACAACAACUACAAUAAAUAUUAUCAUACAUAUUGCGCCUUUAUCAGUGCCUUUUGAUGAUAAAACUGCUAAGUCUGACAGCACUUCUAGUUCGGUCAUAAUUUACAAAUUGGCAUUUAUAAGCCGCCAUUUUGUCUUCAAGAGAACACAGAUAUUAACCCUAGCAAGUAAAUAUCAUUGGCAAACAAGCAGCAUUACAGCAUAUUGCCAUAUUUAAUUGAUUUUCCAAAUUAUUUAUCAGAAAAAUAUAACAGAAAAUGAAGCAACCUCGUACCAAGGGUCUUUGCUUGUGAGAAGCAAGAAAAUGAAGUUGUCUAUCGCAUGUAAACAUUUCAUACUGUAAAGUUUGAACUCUAGUAAAAAGUUGCUCAAAAAGGAAAAAGUUGCUUGAAGUUGCUCGGACCGAAAAAAGUUGCUCCAAACGCAAAAGGUUGCUCAAAAAUUGCCGAGCACAAUCGGAACAUGCCUAAGGCCACAUUCUACUUUAAUUUAAUUUAGGAAAAUGAUGACGCUAUUAAGCAAACUCAAGAUGUUAUAAAUGUCAAAGUAAAUCAAAUGAAGGUAAGACAAGAUUGUUUAAUUUUCUUUAAUUGGUCGUUUUCAUGGUAACAAGUGAAAUUCCAGUCAGUAAAUCUGCUUUAGGAAGUAUAUACAUUAUCAUAUAUCAAUACUAGUGCUGUGUCUCAGAAAAAUGUUAACGAGAUCAAACACACUCAAGCACAGGUGAAAUUAGAAUUCAACGGAAUAAAAGAUAAAAUCAAAGGUUAAAGUCAUUUAAUUUACACAGGACGAGAUGAAGGUGGAAUUGAACGAAAUGAAAGAUAAAAUCACAGGAAUGGAACGAACGCAAGAUCGAAUGAAGGUAAGACAAGACAAUUCUUAGUUCUUUGCAUGGAGAUGAAUUGAAUUGUUUGUGUAUUGUUGGCGAUGACAUUUGAUCAUUUGAAACUAAAUUAUGAUAUAUUUACUAUUAAGAAAACUGAAUUGUUUUUGUAGUUUACCGGGUGGCGCAAAAACGUUCUCCUGUUUGAUUUGUACAACUUAAAACCUGAAAGAGCUAUUACACUUAAACAAGGUGCAUUACAUUCAGUAAUGUCGAACUUAAAUUUUUAUAUACGCCGUGUGCAUUUUCAUGCAAUAUUCACCGAGAUAGCUCAGUUUAAACUUGAGUAAACAUUUUUUGAAGUCAUGUUUCGCUCGCUACUCUGGUUUAAAUAAAUGAUUACAAAGCCCAGUCGAAUUGUAAUCGCAUCUUUAGAUCACUCCUGAUGAAGACACUAGACUGGAGUGUCGAAACGUUGGGUCUUGAUUACAAUUCGACUGGGCUUUGUAAUCAUUUAUUUAAACCAGAGUAGCGAGUGAAAUAUGAUUGAUAUGCAGUGAACGAACAAACUUUAAAUUCUUUGAACUGUUGAAAAUUAGCCAAGAACGGCUUAUUAAAUAUAAAUCCGGCAAUUAUAAUAACCUGUGUUUGGACGCACUACAGUCAGAAAGUACACGUUCGUUUUUCAGAGACAACUAUUUAUUCAUCAGGAAAUGUAGAUAUUUGGUCAUUAUGCGUAAGGGAUUGUCGAAUCAAUCCUUGUCAAUGUCUUCGUUAUGAUUUAUGAAGAACAGUCGGUCCCGGAUCUUUCCCGAAUCAAAAGUCGGUCCCGGAUCUUUCCCGAAUCAAAAGUCGGUCCCGGAUCUUUCCCGAAUCAAAAGUCGGUCCCGGAUCCGUCCAAACCCCUUAAAAUUUAUUAAAUGUUGCGCCCCUGCACACGGCGUAUGUGAAAAUUUAAGUUAGACAUUACUGAAUGCAAUGCACCUUGCUUAAGUGUAAUGCUAAUAGUUCUUUUAGUUUUUAAGUUAAACUAAAUAAAACAGGAGAACUUUUUUGGGGCCACCCACGGUAUAAUACAUCAUAAAGGGUGUUUCAGUUGAGAGAUUUUAAUACGUCGGCGCAUAUACACACGGAAAAAUUUAAAUCUUUCUAAAUUUUAUAUCAGAACUGUUUACUUCAUCAAAUGUACAUUAAAUCAUAAAUAAAACCGAAUGAUGUCCUUUUAUUCAUUUAGGCUACUUAUUUCAUGAAUAACAUUUAAAUGGUUUUAAAAACAUUUCCAUGCGCAUACGUACGUACGAAAAACGCUUAAAAUUGCCGUCGAAAAUCAGUUCAAUUUCCAGUAAAAUAUUAUUUAUCAGCUGCGGUUAUGCCUUAGGCGUUGAGAAUAACGAUGGCUGCACUGUGACCUAGUCACCAACAUAUUUUAUUUUCAAUUCAGCAAAGUGUUGACGAGAUAAGACAGCAGUUUGAAAAAAUGAUGAUAAUGGUUCAGCAAGUAUUGCAAGGAAGCAAUGUAAACAACAAUGGCGCUCAAGCUAUAGAUCCAGCAGUCCCAGACAGCAACCAAGAUAUUAUUAUCCUUGGCGGUUAUUAUGCCCCGGGAUUUGAAAGUGUAUCGAAAACAGUUGAAAAAUACAGCAUAGUAGAAGGCAAGUCAACUCAACUACCGCCAAUGAAUCUCCCUCGAGCAGCAUCAGCAUCAUGUGUUUACAACGGUGACGUCAUCGUUGCCGGAGGUUGGGAUGGUGAAACUGGUACUGACUUGAUCGAGAUUUUAAAGAUGAACCAGCAUCCCUUGCGAUGGACGAUGUUUGAUGGUAAACUGCCCGUCAAGUUAUCUGGUCAUGACGUCGCAGUUUACCAAGAUAAAUUAUACAUCAUAGGAGGACAUAACUGGAAUGAAAAGAAACAAUCCGAUGCAAUUUAUGAACUAUCCCUUGCACCGCCUUAUACUGUCAAGCUUCUCGCACGAAUGCCUCAGCCAAUGAAAAACCACAGAGCGGAGAUUGUUAACGGAAAGCUAUUUAUCUUGGGAGGAUCGACAACAGGUCAGAGUGCAGAUGCUACUGAUAGUGUUGUUGUGUAUGAUUUCAUCAAGAACGAGAUUAAGCUAUGUCCAUCGUUACCCGAGCCUGUCUGGCUUAUGUCCACAGUUACUUGGGGCAAUACGAUCAUUGUUGUCGGCGGGGUGGAUAAGAAUGAUCAGGAUUUAAAUGGCGUCAUCAUGUAUCACAUUGAAACUGGGCGAAGUGAAAGAUUACCUUCACUUAAACACAACAGGUAUGGUCCUUCAGUUGUCAUCAUGCAUGACGUCAUUGUUGUAUUGGAAGGAUGGAAUAACGAGGAGGGAUAUCUCAACUCAGUAGAAAGUUUCACAAUGGGAGAUGAUCAGUGGAAAGAACUGCCAGGAAUGAAAGAGAAAAGACUCCAUACAACAGCUGUAGUGAAACCUCGCAACUAGUUUUUAAAGAUAUGCUUUACAACAUACAUUUUACAACAACAGUUUCAAGGUUUUAUAAUCAUAUGAACAGAUAACUAUUGUAAUCUUUGCCUUUUAUAACUUAACAAAAUAUUGUGGAAUGUAAAUAUAGUGUAUAUAUAGUAACAUAGACUGUAGGAAAUAUGGUAUGUAAAUGUUUAAUAAAACUCAAGAUAACUUGUAUGUAGAUUUGCAUAGCGUCAAUAUAAUUUUCAAAAUCUCAUACGAACAGUGAUGGAGACAUUGACAGAAGACUAUCAGUGAGUAAGUGUUACAGUGCAGUAGAUGCUCGUCAACUUCACAAACUACGUCUCUUAAUUCUAUUUAUUCGCCUCAAAAACACAGUUUCAUUCAAUGAAAACAACUCAAAUUAUUUUCUCACUCUGAUAACUGCAGGUUGACCAUCAUCUGUUGCACGAUAGUGUUUAGUCAAAUUCCGAGUAGACAUGGAACAUUGAAUCUAAGAGAUGAAUUUUGAUCCUAAGAUUAUUAAAACUGGUCUCGUGGAGUCAAUAAUAUGUUGGCUGUUUUAAAAUAAAGUCUGGAUCACGCAAUGGACCAUUUAAAUCAUGCAUGACUUGUAUUAAUAGGUUUACCACUUACUUUAAACACCAUAACAUUCGUUCUACUGGACAAAUUUUAAUUAUCUUAGUGUCAUUCAAUUCAUUUCUAUCCUCGCUAAUAAUUAGCUGUUUAAAAAGCCGCAGCAUUGGUACCGAUAUUAAAACCAAUCUAUGAAAAUUCAUAAAUGAACUUCCAAAAUAAGAACUGUGAUUGUUAUAUGACGAACUAUUGAACUUGACAAUUUGCAUGUUAUGUUAAUAAUAAUGUUAAUAUAGUUUGGAUUAGAUAUAAUUGUUUAGAAGUUAUUUUAAACUAUUUUUUAGAAAUAUUCUGAUUUUCAUUAUGUAUAGUUAUGAAAACGUUAUGUAUACUAUCAAAAAAAUCUAAUUCACGAUAAUUCAUAUUGCUAUUCUGUUGAGUUGUUUCUUCAUAUUUUGAUUCUAUUGUUGGGCUGUGGUGAGUGUUAUAAGAUGCAGGAUAAUUCAUAUUGCUAUUCUGUUGAGUUGUUUCUUCAUAUUUUGAUUCUAUUGUUGGGCUGUGGUGAGUGUUAUAAGAUGCAGGAUAAUUCAUAUUGUUAUUCUAUUGAGUUGUUUCUUCAUAUUUUGAUUCUAUUGUUGGGCUGUGGUGAGUGUUAUAAGAUGCAGGAUAGCUGGGGAUAGAGAGGGAUACAACUAGCUGACAAAUACAAGCAGAAUUUCGAUGUUUAGAUUCUUCGUUGUGAAGUUAGUUUGGUUCGAAACGUCCAAGUUCUACUUCUAUUUUUCACGUCGUUGUAUCUCUGACAGUAAAUACUAAACUACGACAUAUUAUCAAAAUAAUUCUACAUAUUAUUUCAUCACUUUAAAGGCACAGUUCAGCCUUUUGAGUGAUGGUUUUUAAAGCGCAUUAAAGCCCUUUUAAUUGAAAAAACUAACUAGGAAAAUCAAUUAAGCAUUAUUCAAGAUCAGUAAACUCAAUGUUUUUAACAAUAAAAAUGUUUUAAAAUGUUAAAAACAUUAAGUUUACUGAUCUUGAAUUAUGCUUAAUUAAUUUUCCUAGUUAGUUUUUUCAAUUAAAAGGCCUGAAACGCCCCUUAAAAACCAUCAUUCAAAAGGCUGAACUGUGCCUUUAAUUACUGUUGGUCGACCAUCAUGUGCACUUCCUCAGUGAAAUCUUUCUACAAUCAUUAGCAAAGGAGUCAAUCCUGGGGGACCUACACCCACUUUUUAUAGGGGGAGAUACCCCCCCCCCCCCUACAACCUUCUCCAUCAGAAAAUUGAAAUAGUUAUUUUUUUAAAAAGUCGAUCUUCGCAAUGAGUAAUAGCCUCGGAAAGCACCCUAUGUGCAGCAGCUCUGUUUCAGUUGAUAGUUUUUUUUGGAAACAAAAAUAUAACUGUAAAUCAGAAACAUUCAAACAUUUCAUGAAGGAAUGAUCACAGUCAAUUUCCUAAGAAUCUAUCGAUUUUUCUCUUCGCUCGCAACAAAUUGCUUGUAAUGUACAGCAAACCAUAUCAACCCAAGCAACCAGAGAAACAUUAAGACAAAACAAUGAAUGAUCAAACGUUCUUUUGUGUUCACGAAACUGACAACGACACGGCUGAUCAGGCUACCCGAUUGCAAUGCUGCGUAAGACACGCCUUGAUAGAACGACGCGUUGCGCGCGUCAGUGAUCUUCGAGAGAAUGGAAUUACUGAACGGAUAAGCGAAGUAAGGCAUACCAAGACAUAUAUACAGCAAUAACAUGUAGUUUUGAGCACUUGUGAUGUGAUCCCAGCUGAAUCCAAUCCAUGUUAGUACCAAGAUGGCGGUAAUUUGCAUCCACAAAGCAAGCAGGAAUAGUUUGCGUUCAUCAAAAUAGUCGGAGGCGAGCGAGUAUAGAAUGAAAAGAAGCAAAGUGAAUAGAGUGCAGUUCAGGAAGAGUAAUUUAACGUGGAUUAGUUCAAGAUGAAAAUGGUUCAAUGCCAGAACGGGGACAUUGAAUGUCGCAGUACUGGCGAAAACUUCACUUGCAAUUGUCAAGUAAAGCAAACAUAAAAUACGCGAGUUCCAUUCAAUCUUCGUUUGGCUUUCGUCAUCAUGAUCGGCAACGGUUCGGUGACCACUCGGUUUGAUUCGGUUAUCUUCGGGAUCAGCAAUCGCAUCAUCUUUGGUCAAGUGACGAUCGACAUUCAGAUCGUACUCGGCCAAAAUUCGGCGAGCUUUCGGGGGGAAUUCGGUCAACCUUCGGUCACCUUUAGGAUCAUCUUCGGUGAAAGUUCGAUCAUCGGUAAUUCUUUCUUCAUCUUCGCUCACGAUUUCUUUCUGAACAGUUCCAAUUUCAAUCCAGAUGUCCUUAGGUAAUAAUAUUGUCACAAUCAAGAAAAUACUCCAUACUAUGGCUAAUAUAAUCCCAGGGGAGUUGCCUUGAUUGAUAUGCCAUCCCCAAAUUGUAAUAUCAAAUGCGAUAAAGCCUCCCACGAGAGGACCAAAGGUAGCCCCUAGGCAAUAUACCCCUUCGAGCAAUACAAACAUUGCUCCACGCUCUUCAACGUCGGUUUGUAUGGCCACCUGACCAAGAAUAAUUGCAACACCGCCACCCGUACCCAGUCCACUGACCAGUCUGCCAACCAGAGGGAAAAAUGCUGAGAUGUUAAUGCUGUAGAGUAUGUAUGAGACGACUUUCAAGCAACAAGUGAAAAUGAAAACAAGGCGUGGAUGUCCAACCCAGUCUACAAUACGACCAAAUAACGGACCGCCGAUCAUUCCAGAGACGUUGAAUGCAGAUAACAUCAAAGCAAGGAACAGCUUAAAAAGAUAAUUGGAUUGUACUGUUAAUACAAACUCCUAUAUAAUACUAGAUGUCUCCAGCUAGUACUGAGCAUCUAAAACUCAAUCUAAGACUAUGUUCAUACUACACAGUAGCGAAAUAGGUCAGGAAGAAUUUACGUCAAACUACGCCGUUACACGGUUUGUUACAAAUGGGUGAUUACAGCUACGUAUAAACGAAAUUUUGAUCUAGACAAGAGGAGUGAAAUCCAUUACCAUACUUAGAAAGAGCAUCUUAGGAUAAGUAAAAUUGCAAAGUUUGGUUGCGAAAUUGUGGUAAAAAGAGGAAAAUGUGAACUGGGCCAGGCCGGCUAACCUUACGACAUUUUUUCCAUGAAAGAUCGUUUAAAUAAACUUUAUAUUGUUACUGGAAUCAAAGUAAGCUAUUUCAACUUUGAAAUGUCAUUUUGAAUGUUUAUCAAAGCCGUGAUUGGAACUUUAUUAAACAAAACAUCCUGGUUAACCUGGUCAGCCUGACUCAAUAUGAACUGCCUCUUUGAAUCGGCUGCUGUUUGGUCAUUGCUGCUUGGAAUCAUGCGAAAAAAUGUGUCAUUCAAAAGCUAAAACCCUGGUAUGUGAACUAAACGUUGAAUGUGCAAAGUCAUGUCAAAAGUUGUAUCAGUUGUAUUGUAAUACCUCGUUCUGGCCGAGAGACCUGACGUAAUACCACGCUGUUGGGGCAAUGAAGUAAUUUUCACACCCAGCUAUAAAUUCGCGAACAUAACCGAAUUUCACUAUCCCUUUAUGACGCACCAUGGUCGAUCGAUAGUCACGAACCUAAAUGAAAAACCUGUUGAUCAUUACAAAGUUCCUGAAAAAAUUUAGACCCCUGUAGUAACACUAGAUCAAAUGAUCAAUAAGAGUCAGCCUUACUGGACCUCUCCUGAUUUUCACCAUGUGUUUACAUGAGAAAAGUCAGCCCUACUGGCUACUGCUAGGGCUGGCUUCCUUUCGCAAGUUGCACUUAAUAAUGGCUUCCGUGUAACUCAUUAUUUUUAUUAUGGCGUCCACACAAUCAUAGUUUGCCGACUAAAUUUUGGAAUAAAAACCAACAGACAUUUGAAUAUUCGUUUAGAACUACAUAUUAAAAGCGAAAAAAUCUUUAAAAAGUUUAGUUUGAAAUUGAUUCGAUGGCUUUUUCACUCAGCCCAACAAGGAGGGGGGGGGGAGGGGGCAGCCUUCCCUGCUGCGUUUAUAUGCGAAAUUUCCAGCCCUACUAGGCGAGAUCUCGCCUCGUCAAUAGCGAGAUCUCGCCUCUAGUACGGCUGGCCCUCCUCUCGUAUAAACGAAGACAAUUUUUUACAGGGAAAUGUAUUAGCAAGCGGGAUCUCGCCAAGGUAGGCCAGCUCUUUAAUGUAGGACUCGUAUAAACAGGAAAUUGUAAUGGAGUGGUUUGCCGUAGCGUAUUAACUAUACGGACCACUACGUUUGGCACUCCGGAUGCAAAUCUAGUCGCUACGGUAAAUUUGCCGAAGCGUCACAGUGUAAACGCGACCUUAGUACCUUUGUAGCUUGCAAUAUUCUAUUGCAAAGAAGAAGGAAUUUAUAGUACUUUAUAACCACCGUCCCAGCUACGUCAAAUAAAACAAACAAAUAUUAUUUUAAACGAACGCACAGAAUAUAAAAUGCAUACCUACCGUUCGGCAGAAGUCCAUAUAGGAAAAAUCCUUUAUUGUUCAACAGACGCUCGUGCGGCAAGGAAAACAUUUAGUAACAACGCAAUUACGCUUGAGUGCGCGCUAUUGUUACAAAUGACACAUUUGAAUUUCUUUUCGCUUAACCGCGCAAGUAUAUACAAAGGCCUUAGGGUUUUAUAUCCGUUGCUAUGCUAAAUUAGUCAAAUUUAUAAUUCUGUUCUCCAUUAUUUUACUGCAUUUUACCAAUUUCGUAAUUAAGUGUAUACCUUACAAUUAUAUCCAUAUUCCAUAUUUCCAUGUAACCAUGUUUAUACCUUAAAUUAAUUUGACAAACGCUUGGACUGGCACCACAUACUUGAGUUAAUCAAUUUGUAAUCUAUAUAGGUGUCUUAAAUAAAAGCCUUUAUAUGGUUUCUAGAAGGUCGCUAACCCACUUCUUGUAUCUUACUUUCUUUUCAGACAGGCAUUGCAGUUCGUGAACGAACGUAGUUUGCUACCAUUGUACUUAAUCUAAUCUGCGUUCAUCCUCUGACAGAAUAUGCUUGCCCAGUCGUCCAAAAAUCUCUGUCUACAUUACAUACUUAUGCAGCGGGGUGCUCAUGCGUAUAAGGGAGCCUUGCUGCCCACUCUCCUCUGCAGUCUGCAAUGAUGCGGGCGAUUAGUUGUGAGUUAGUUAAAUAUUACAAGAAUUGUAAAAUUAGACUUAUCAAAGUAGAGGGAUGGUGACUGAUUAUCAACUGUCAAUAUUUAGAAAUCUAGUUCACUGGUCUAAUUGUUGAGUACUCAAGCCUAUAAAAAGAUUGGCAGCGAGUUCUUAGCGUUUGCAAAGUGAUUAGGUAUUAUUAGCUAGGUAAAUAUUACAAGGAUGAUAAAAUGAGACUUACCAAAGUUGACGAAUGGUGACUUAUAGGUAAUCUUUGAAGAUUUUGAAACAAAUUGAUGUAGACUGCGUCAACUGUAUAUUGUGUUUGCAUGAGACAACACCUUAAUUUGUCGCAAUGUGUAUUGUGGUCAAAACAUCGCAUAAUUUCAAAAGGCAGCCUAUCAACAUCCUUAUAAGGAGGUAACUGGUUUGGCUUGACAAUACCAUUUGAGCCAUCAUCCGUGACAAUUUGAUAUAUCUUGAGACAUUUGCAUUUCUGUAGAAUUCCAAGCAUACCAGCUUAAAAUUUCAAGUAUCAGUUUGAGAUUCAAAAUAUACAUUAAUACAGCAACUUGGUCUCACACAAAUCAAGAACUGUUUCCGAAUUAGUGAUUCCUUAGGGUAGGGUUAACCCUAAAGUUAGGGUAGGUCAUAGUCAGUAGAAUAAGGUAAGGGAACUCGGUGAUAAUAGGUCUCAUUAUUUAUAUUUUUGCAUGUCUUGCUUUAUGCAAAAAAUGAUCGGUAACUAAUAGCAAUGUGUUGCAUUGAUUACUCAGUCGUGACAUUACACAAUAGUUAAAUGAAAACAUAGCUAUUGGUUGCUCUAGCGAAAAUACCGCACACAAAACUCUCCAUGUUAUCAGCCCCUAAACCUUAUACUGAAUUGUUAUGAACAAGCAAAGUUAGAUUAUAUUUGAAGGAUUAAAGAAUUUUUGUUCAAGUACUGCAUAAUUAUCUGCUGUGUGAACGUUUUAUACUUAUUGCGAUAUUUGCAUUUGUUUGACAAGAAUGGUUUCGGUAUCUUAAUAAACAUGUCAGAAACAUUUACUACGAACGGCAAAGCAUUAAAUUUUACAUGAGCUGCAACAAAGUCAGUAAUCAGUGAGACUUUUAAAAGCCUUUAUAUAUACAUUAAAAACAUGCAUGAACGCAUCGACAGCUUGAAAUUUGACUAAUCAGUAACUCUCUUCCCAGGCUCCAAAACCGAUAAGAUUUGGGGUACAGUAAUAUAGAUACAUACACAAAGAUAGCUGGCUGCACGCAGGCUAAAUUAUAGGACUUAUUACAAAAUUCUAUGGACUGCAAUUGAAGGGAAGAUGGAGCGAGAAAAUAUGAUAUUAUACGGUGAUUAUUUAAUGAGAGGUAAAUGAAGGGAAUGUCAGAUUUAGCUAGACGAAAGAGAAUCGCUCAUUAAGAAUAAUUGUGGACAAGUAAUGUACCAAGUUUGAAUAUGAGAUGCCUUUCCUGGUUUUUGCUAAUAUCAAUGGAAUGAAUAGCCUAAAUUUUCAUGUCAGAAAUGGCGUAUCUUGUUCGUGACAUCACGAAGAUGCUGGACAAAUCUGUCUCCUAAACGUCUUUCAGUUUCCCCGGCCCGUCUUCCAGUGGCGUUGUAUAGUUCUCUGUGCAGGUCUCUGUUUAGGUUGAAUGGAUGUCGAGAAAUUAGUUUUGUUAUCCGCAAUAAAAAGUGUUCCAUCCAUAUCUAUAAUUUAAGAAUUGUUUUCUGAUUUUCUUUCACGCGUUCACCAAUGGCGUGUAGAAUGGAAAACGAGGAACAAGGUUAUGACAGACGUUUUGAAUGUCCAGUCAGAGGCGUUACAGGGCAGCAGUCAAGUUUAUACUAAACUGCGUGUCGUUCAGAGGUAUUUUCCUCCAGUUGAAUCAUUUGCAGUUAAAAAUUUUUCCAGCAUGAAACUCACUUACACCUACAGGACAGUAAUGUUUUUAGGAAAACCCAACCAUAACCCUUACCAUAACCCAAAUCCUAACCUUUUGUAAAACCACAACCCUAAUCCUUAUUGUAAUCCUAAUCCUUCUCACGUCAUAGUAGAAUAAUCCUUGUGACGUUGCUCUGAGCACAAGAAAUGACAUAUUUGAACUUUUCACGCUAUAUAUACACAACAAAAUGAUUAAAAUGUAACUUCUAUAUUCAUAAUAAUAACAACUGAUGUGUAGAAUUGUUAUUCCUGUGAAAUAUAUCAACAUAUUUUGAAAAUUGCGUAAUUCCAUGACGGGAAGUUAGAAAGCUGUUUAGUCAAUAUUUAGAGAGAAAGGCAUUGUUUUACAGAACGACAGAGCUGGCUCACUGAACUGACAGAGUUGCUGUGAAAAUUUCAAGUAAGUUUGUUCAUAUUUUUACAUUACGUUCCGACGAGAGCUGACGAGUUUUCAACUGGACGCAAAUUAGUCGCGUUUCAUUUGUUCACGCGGGGAUUCGUGUGCCGUUAUAUAGCUGUGAUCAAAUUGUCUGGUUUCAAACCUCGCGUGUAAACACAAAAUGAGAUUGUUAAAAUUUGACUAUGGUACAGAAUUCAUCCUGUCUCACCCUCAAAUGUUUGCGAUUUCGUCUAGCGCGCAUUCAGGGAACGCAAGAACUGAACCAGGUGUAUUAGAGCACAGCUGUAGUGUAGGACAAAUGAAGGCGAACAAUUGAUGUGAUAUAAUCUUGAAGUGUCUGUGUCAGUGUAGGUAGUGUCAAUAAUAUAAACAAGCUUUCGUUGGUAGAGAUGCAACUACGUGAAAAAUAUAAGCAGAAUUUUGACGUUUCGAGCGAAGGCUCUUCGUCUGGAGUUACUGGAUGAAAGGUCUUCGAAAUUCUCCUUAUAUUUUUCAGGUAUUUGUAUCCCUAGCAACGAAAGCUUGUGAACAAUUGAUGUACAAUUCCAAGUUCACUUGGUCUCGCGUGAGUAGGGUCUCCUGCGCAAAUAUUUCCAUUGUAAGUCUUUCUAGUAAGCCCUAACGAGUUGCUUCGAGUGAUAGUCAGUACACUCUGGCAUUAUACAGUACAGGGUGUCCCCAAAAAACCAAACUAUUGAAAUAACGUAUUGGUAGAUUUUUAAUGCCUUAAUUAGCACUAAGUUGAACGCAGAGAUGCGUAAAAUAUUGACAGGGUGCACAUACAGUGUGUCUAAAAAAAACUGAACUCUUUCAAAUUCAAAUUAGCUAUAACGUAUUGUAGUAAUUUGACAGCUCUAAUUGCUUUAAAUUAAUGAUUGGGUAAGAACACAAGGUCUUGUACUCAUUGGACAAAACUCAAAGAAAUAAAAAUUAGAAAAUUUAAAAGUAUUUAAGAGUUUUGUCCCACGCGAGUACAAGACCUUGUGUUCUUACCCAACCAUUAACUCAAAGUUAUAGCUAAUUUGAAUUUGAAAGGGUUCAGUUUUUUUUUAUACACCCUGUACAGGGUGUAUCAAAAAAAAGGAGACUUUUAGAAAUCAACCAUAUUGUUAAAAUUUGAAUGCCUUUUCAAUUGCACAUAUGCUGAACCGUAGUGCGUGAAAUAUUGAUUGGGUGCAUAUAUUAGAAAAAGGAGACCUUUUGAAAUUGAAAUAACGUUUAAACAAAAGAUUGUCUGCUCCUGGGAACCAUCUUUAUAAAAUAACAUGUAUAUAACGCGUAUUCUGAUUGGUCGAAAGCCGUGUUUGGAUCAGGCCAUCCAAACACGGAAGACUACCGUGUUGUUAUUAUUUUAUAAAACAAUUACUUUAUGGUUUCCGUGUUUGGAUGGACUGAUCCAAACACUUGGGAAUGUUGCUCGAGUUAAGAAAAGCGGGCAAAAUCACUCGCCUUCGGCUCGUGAUUUCGCUCGCUUUUCUUAACUCUCGCAACAUUCCCGCGUGUUUGAAUCAGGCCAUCCAAACACGGAAACCAUAAAGUAAUUGUAUAGCCAUGCAUACUGUACGUAGAUCGCAUGUUACGCACUUGUGGGCUUAGCAACGUGCUCCAGUAUUCAAAUCAUGGUUGAUUUCUAAAGGUCUCCUUUUUCUAAUAUAUGCACCCAAUCAAUAUUUCACGCACCACGGUUCAGCAUAUGUGCCAUUGAAAAGGCAUUCAAAUUUUAACAAUAUGCUUGAUUUCUAAAGGUCUCCUUUUUUUUAUACACCCUGUAUAUUAUAAAUAUUGACUCAUUAACAAAUUAAAAUAUCUUUGUAAAGCGCACGAUUUUCUGCUCUUGGGAAUUUAAAGCAGCUUCUUAAACAGUUUCUUUAUAUGCAUAAAAUUUACUUACGUCAAGCUUUUAUGCACUUGUGAGUUCAGCAUGAGAGUGCUAAGGUAUUCAAAUUCUAACAAUACGUUAUUUCAAUAGUUUGGGGGUUUUUUGGGGACACCCUGUAGAAUAGAAUUUAAAUAAACGAUUAUUGCAAAAUAUUUUAUUGAUCAAUUCCACGUCUCGAGUAAACACUCGUAUAAAGCUAUGGUUUCAUGUUUUGUGUUUAAAUAAUGGAAAGAAAAUGUUGCCUUAUUCGAUCUUAAUGAACUUUAGAUCUAUAGUUUCUAUUCGUAGUAAUAUAGACAUUUCAUAUUCAUAGAAAAUCCUCGUCUGCAUAUGUCUUAAACUAAUGCACAUGUGCAGUUACCUAGUUUUGUUAUCCUCAUUAACAAGUGUUCCAUACAUAUCUAUAACUUGACAAUGGUUUUCUAAUUUUCUUUCAGGCGUUCAAGAAUGGAAAUCGAAGAAGGUUACGAUGAGAGACGUUUUGAAGGUCGAAUCAGAGAAGAUCUAUUUUGCUCUAUUUGUCAAGGGGUGCUCAAAAAUCCACGAACUUGCGAGAAUAAAGAACAUCCAUUUUGUCUUUCUUGCAUAUCUCAACAUCUUCGUAAUUCCCACACAUGUCCUGAAUGCAGAGAACACCUGACCCCAGAAACCCUCAAAGAUCCACCGAGAUUUUUGAAGAAUACCUUAUCAGAGCUGAAAAUCAAGUGUGAUUACAAUGAGCGAGGCUGCCCGGUCUACGUCCAGCUUGGAAAUUUACAGAAACAUGUUGAGCGAUGUGAAUUCGCGCCCGUCAUGUGUGGAAAUGAAGGAUGUGGGACGGAGGUCAAUAAAAGCGGUAAAAAGAAGCACGAAAGUGAUCUCUGUCAGUUUAGAAUCGCCAAAUGGCAUGACUACAGAGAUAUUAAAGCAAGCCAAGAUGAAAUGAAAGUUAAGGCUCUAAAGAUGGAAAGAAAGCAAGAUCAUAUAAUGGUAUGAAAAGAUUUCUUCAAUCCAUUGUAGGUUGUCACAAUGAUAACAGAACUGUUUUCUACUUUUGGACGAGAAAUUUUACAUGAUACAUCUAUUUAUACUCACGACAUUAAUCUUCAGGAAUCCCAAGCUGAAAUGAAAGUCAAGAUCAAAGAAAUGGAAAGAAAACAAGAUGAAAUAAAGGUAUAAAAUAAAGAUUGUUCAGUUAUAUAAUAUUCUUUGGAGGUUUCUAUGGUGAUAAAAAUAGUAGUUUUGUAGAUCUACUCUGGCAAUAAGUUUUACAAGAUAUGUAUUUAUACUCACUACAUUACAUGUAUAAAAUGUCAUCUCUGAAAUAAUAUUCUAACACUAAUACUGUAAUUCAGAAAUCCCAAGCUAAAAUGAGAGUUCAGACGGAAGAAAUAGAAAGAAAACAAGAUGAAAUGAAGGUAAAACAUGAAUUUUUGGUUGGCUAUGGAUUUGCAUGGUGAUAGGUAUAAUUGUUUGUAGAUAUCUACUUUGGAGUGAAAUACUAUAAGAUAUUUAUUUAUAGGCCGUGUCAAUUCAGAAAAAUGAUGACGAAAUGGAACAAACUCAAGCACAGAUGAAAGUGGAAUUGAAAGGAAUGAGAGAUAAAAUCACAGGAAUGGAACGAACGCAAAGUGGAAUGAAGGUAAGACAAGAUUAUUUUUAGUUUUUUCCAUGGAGAUGGAAUUGAAUUGUUUCGUGUAUUGUUGGCGAUGACAAUGGAUUAUUUGAAGCCUGAAAUUACGAUCUAUUAACAAAACUGAAUUGUUUUUGCAGUAUAUAGUACAUCAUAAAGGCUGCGUUUUAGUUGAGAGUUUUCGUUUAAAUCUUUCCAAAUUUUAUAUCAGAACUGUUUACUUCAACAAUUGUACAUUAAAUCAUACACAAAACUGAAUGACGUCCUUUUAUUAAUUUAUUUAUUUCAUGAUUAACAUUUAAAUGGUUUUAAUUCAGUCGAAUGUAGCGCGGUUAUGCCUUAAGCGUUGAGAAUUGCGAGGGCUGUGUUGUAACUUAGUCACAAAAGUAUUUUAUUCUAAAUUCAGCUGAUAAUGACGAUAAUCAUGAUGAUAAUGGUUCAUCAAGUAUUCCAAGGAAGCAAUGUGAACAACAACAAUCGUGUUCAAGCCAACAACCAAGAUAUUAUUAUUCUUGGCGGUUCUAAUGGCCCAGGGGUUAAAAGUGUAUCGAAUACAGUUGAAAAAUACAAUAUAGUAGAAGGCAAGUCAACCCAGCUGCCACGAAUGCAUCUCAGUCGAAAACAAUCAGCAUCAUGUGUUUACAACGGUGACGUCAUCGUUGCGGGAGGUUCGGAUAGUCAAACUGGUACUGACUCGAUCGAAAUUUUAAAGAUGAACCAGCCUCCCUUGCGAUGGACGAUGUUUGAUGGUAAACUGCCUGUCAAGUUAUCUGGUCAUGACGUCACAGUUUACCAAGAUAAAUUAUAUAUCAUAGGAGGACAUAACUGGAAUGAAAACAAACCUUCCGAUGCAAUUUAUGAACUAUCCCUUGCCCCGCCUUAUACUGUCAAGCUUCUCGCAAGAAUGCCUCAGCCAAGGAGAAACCACAGAGCAGAGAUUGUUAACGGGAAACUAUUUAUCUUGGGAGGAACGACAAACCAGAGUAAAGAUGCUACUGAUAGUGUUGUUGUCUAUGAUUUCAUCAAAAACGAGAUUAAGCCAUGUCCAUCGUUACCCAAGCCUGUCUUAGGAAUGUCCACAGUUACUUGGGGCAAUAUGGUAAUUGUUGUCGGCGGGGUGGGUAAGAAUGACCAGGAUUUAGAUGACGUCAUCAUGUACCACACUGAAACUGGCCAAAGUGACAGAUUACCUUCACUAAUACACAAGAGGUACGGUUCCUCAGCCGUAAUUAUGCAUGACGUCAUUAUUGCGUUGGGCGGACACAGUGACGAGGAGGGAUAUCUCAACUCAGUAGAAAGUUUCACAAUGAGAGAUGAUCAGUGGAAAGAAUUGCCAGGAAUGAAAGAGAAAAGACAUCGCGCAACUGCUGUAGUGAAACCUCGUAACUAGUUUUUAAAGAAACGUUUCACAUCAUACAAUUUACAUCAACAUUUACGAGGUUUUAUAAGAAACGUUUCACAUCAUACAAUUUACAUCAACAUUUACGAGGUUUUAUAAUCAUAUGAAUACAAAACUUAAUAUUGUAAUCUUUGCCUUUUAUAACUUAACAAAAUAUUGUGGAAUGUAAAUAUAGUGUAUAUAUAGUAACACAGACUGUAGAAAGUAUGGUAUGUAAAUGUUUUUUAAAUCAUGAUCAUGUCGGUUUUCUUUGAUCUUCGACAAUGUUUAUUUAGCGUAAUCACUCCUUCGGUCUAAAAGUCCGAGGAGGGUUUUUGAUUUUCAGCAGGGAAGAUCGGGG
Messenger RNA from Paramuricea clavata, 18520 nucleotides. NCBI's taxonomy places the organism in Eukaryota, Metazoa, Cnidaria, Anthozoa, Malacalcyonacea, Plexauridae. The record is from the annotation of a GenBank genome assembly.